This is a messenger RNA of Ceraceosorus bombacis, 1359 nucleotides long. Lineage: Eukaryota; Fungi; Basidiomycota; Exobasidiomycetes; Ceraceosorales; Ceraceosoraceae. The record is from the annotation of a GenBank genome assembly.
AUGUCGCAUCUGGUGAUGAUGCCGCCCGCCAUUUGCUGCAAGCGUCGACCCACAGGAGUCGGCUUCAGACUUACUGCUACCCUUGCCUUGCCAUACCCGCACGCGCCUCUGCGUCUUCCAUCACCUCCACAUGCAACACCCACGCUCAGCGCUGCAUCCAACCAACCAACCAACACACCACACCCUCCCUCAAAGCACAUCUUCUUGGACAGCUUCACACACUCAGGUCCCAUUCGCUGAUUCAACCCCACAGGUCGCUGUCAUCGUCCGUCUGGAUAGCCCUGCGUAGCAAGCGAGCUGCCAUUGGCCGCUGGACUUUUCUGGACGAGUCUCGAUCUGGCCGAGGUGUCGCCACGAUGCCGCAUGGACACGAUCACGGGCAUGGACAUGGGCACGCUUGCGGUUGCGAGCACGAUGACGAUGAUCAUCUAAAGCAAGGGGAGGUGAGCAGAGUGAAGGUCCACCAUCAUGUUAUCAGGACAGAUCCUUCACUGAUCCGACGCACCUCAUGCGCUACGCCCCUGCCACGCACCAAAGGGUCAACAAGAUUCGCUCUUUCUCUCCAUCGACAUUCCCCGCGUGACGUGCCUCAACGAAUCUCGCCCGUCAUCUUGUCAACGCAUCUUCAAGCCAUGGGAUGAGAGAAAUGAAGAAUCCUUGGAGAAUUGUCUUCAGAGCGAUGCGGAUGAUCAGAUCUUGCUGCGCAUCCCCUUCACUUCUAGCGUCAAACUCAGAGCUCUUUUGCUCAAAGCUGGACCGGCAGGUCAGACGCCUGGUAAGUAGUCGCUUUGCAAGGGGCUCGAAUAGGGAGUGAGCUUGCAGUUCGAGUAAGAGGGACACGACUGCAUCAGUCCUCUCGCUAUGGCUGCCUUGUGUGACGGCGAGCUUGUCUGGAGGCCGCGCUGACAGUCCCUGGACCGUCUGGGCUCCCCGACGCACAGCCAAGCUGCACUUGUACUCCAACGCACCCGCCACCCUGGACUUUGACGAUGCCAAUGCAGGAGUGCCCAAGCCGACGCAGAGCAUCGAAAGUGUAGCCUUAGCUCGAGAAGUGGUCGAGGUGGGUAGUUCAUCCGCUUCCACGCAUCCCUUCUUCCUCUUCUGACUUUCGUCCGCGCUCCUCUUGCACCCGACGCACAGUAUCCCCUCAGAGCACCAAAGUUUCCUGCAGUUUCGGAGCUUUUAAUCUUCAUCCCUGCCGGCUCGGGAGACGAGACGGUGCGCAUCGACUAUAUUGGAUUCCGAGGAGAGUCUCUCGGACCACGUGGAGAAGCUCCUACGAACAUAGUCUACGAGUCUGCCCCACAGGUCAAGGAUCACGCCAAGGCUGGUACGGAGAAUACCAACAGGCUCGGGUGA